Salarias fasciatus (jewelled blenny) is the source of this 5389-nucleotide messenger RNA. Its product is annotated as proline-rich protein 36. Gene Ontology annotation, molecular function: protein binding. The transcript has 20 exons. Gene Ontology annotation, cellular component: plasma membrane. Gene Ontology annotation, biological process: T cell receptor signaling pathway; protein localization to plasma membrane; integrin-mediated signaling pathway. Bases 257 to 3175 code for a protein of 972 amino acids. The record is from RefSeq and is a predicted model, not a curated record. NCBI's taxonomy places the organism in Eukaryota, Metazoa, Chordata, Actinopteri, Blenniiformes, Blenniidae.
GAGAGCGAGUACUCAGCCUCAUUCCUCUACUGAAACCACCUGCUUUACGCAUGGGCCACACACCUCUCUCAACCAGAGGACAAGCUCUCACUGUCACCCAGCAGCUGGAUUCAAGCCUUGAAAUCUGAUUUUGUAUUGCUCUUGUACUCUUGGCCGGAAACAGAAUGAGUGGCUGAAGAAGUGAAUUUACUUACUUGAUCAAGGAGGCUUCUUUUUCUGUUUUGUUUUUCCCCCCUUUUCGGUGGAUUGAAAAAACAUGGACCAGGAAGGCACAAUGGACUUUAAAGCCCUAAGGGCUAAGUUCCAGGAUGAAGAACUCCACCUGAAGCAACCCAGGUUCAAACCUGCUCUCCCUGACAAACCAAAGGUUGUUCCUCCUCCUCAGAGUCCUACUCAUUAUGUCCCAGUGGGAGCACGCCCGUCCCUGCUGACCUCUAUCAACCAGAGCAUUGAAGGGAAGACACUGAUUGCCCCCAGAGUGGUCUUCAAGGAUGACAAAAAAGACAUGAAAAAGCCUCUCAUCCAGACUAACUCUAAAAAGAAGGAGAAGAGUGAAGGUAAACUGAAAGGAGGCAAAGACAAGACAAAGGAAAGCAAGGAGAAGCUUGAUGAGGAUUCGCUCGAUCAGAAACAGAAGAAGGACAACGUUAAAGACAAGAAGCUCUCUUCGGUCUUUCCCACAAUUCAGAAGGAGAGUACAGCCGAGCUUGUGCAAGCCACACCCCCUCCCAAAUCCACAGUGAAGAAGAAGGGUCUGCUCAGCCUGAUGAAGUCCUCAAAAAGAGAAUCUGCGGAGAUAACAACAGAGCCAAUCCUAGACACUCCAAGCCUAGAUGUUCCUGGACCAGCUCCACUCAUCCCAGUGCCUUCUGACCUUGUUACCCCGCAGCCUGAAAUGUCGACGCCAGAAUUGCUCCUUUUACAAAGUCCCACAACGUCUACCUCCAGUGCUGGGGAAGUCACGCCAUCGUCCACGAUCCCUGAAUCUCCUGCCUUCAUCCCCCCACCUGUCUUUAUUCCUGACAUCCCGGAGCCUGAAGUCCCCUCCACAGAGUUCGAAUCCCAGCUACAGAUAAAGGAUCCUGACUUUCCUGAUCUCAGACCAGACAGUCCCAUUGAAGUUAUUCCCAGCGCAUCCAGUUAUUCCCUUUCAAGUCCCCCGCCAGUGGUCUCUGCUUCAUCUCUGUCGCUUCCCGAGCCUGAGCUCAUGGUUGAGCCUGGCAUAGAGGCUAUUAAUUUAACUGAAGUGGAGAAACCUCCAGUGACAGACCCUCCCUUUUUUCAGCCAUCUCCGAAAGCAGAGCGUCCAAUCUCUGCGCUGUCUGCCCUGGAGAGGGCUGAGGACAUGAGCCCAGAGAAAAAAAGAAUUUCAGUUGACCAGAGGAUUUUCAGUGCUCUGCAGAAGGCACGAAGGAAGACCACCAGCUCCUUGACGAAUCCUACUCACCCGUACUCAAUCACCCCUCCGCCUGAAGAAUUUCCCCCUGCUGACGGGCUCCCACCUCUAUCCUUGGACCUCCCACCUAUUGAUUAUGAAGGAGGAGCAGGGAGUGCCCACCAACCAAAACAAGAACUAGUCAAUGGCAUUGACCCUGGACAUGUUUCUCCAGUAUUAGGAGAUAUUAGUGUGGGGUUGCCUGACUCCCCCCCAGAGAUGCUGGUGGUCCCCCCUCCUCCACCCCGACACUCUCUUCCAGCCCUCAGUUCCCUGACUCCAGAGAAGCCUGAUGAGCUUCCCUCCACUGAUCUGAGCACUUCAAUUCCCACCCCACUUCUUACAGACAAUGGGCUCCCAUUUUCCCCAGAGUUUUCAGAGACUGACACAGUGGAAGUUCCUGAGUUUUUUGAUAAUAUAGCUUCGGAUGUUCCCUCUCCGGAGAUCCCAACAACACAGAGUGGGAAUGAGGCCUACUCGGGUCCAGAUAGAGUUGAUGGAGGUGUUGUGCCACAGCUUCAUGGUAACGGGAUAUUUGUUCCAGGGCCAGAGUUCAGGGCAGAGCCAGUCCCUGGAGGCGAACAUGAAAAUAAUCCAGUUCCGCUUCCUUCGAUCCCAGGUACUCAAGAUUUGCUCCAAGUGGACAGUCCUCAAGUGGAAAAUGGAAACAGCCCCUAUGAGAGUGCAGAAAACAUGUAUGGGGACACUGGCUCAUCUGGCACCAAGAAGAAGGGGAAGCCAGAUGGCAAGAAGCGUAAAGGACCACCAAAGAAUCCGUAUGUAGAGGCUGCACAGGAACCUAAUCAAGAGAAAACUAAGACAGGCAGGUUUGGCAAGACAGAGAAGAAAGCCGUUGCAGAAGGGCCGGAUGAGAAGGAACUGAAAAAGAGGGAGAAGCAGCGCCUUGAGAAGGAAAAGAAGGAACUGAAGGAGAAACAAGAACGGGAGAAGAAAGAGCAGAAAGAGAGGGAGAAGAAGGAGAGUGAGCUCAAAAAGAAAUUCAAAAUCACAGGACAAGAGGAUGCCAUUUACCAGGCAAACGUAACUGUCACAACAAAAGGGCGUAAGAACGAUCUGCCUGUCAAGAGCGGGGACGUCGUCAGCAUCAUCCGAACGACCAACUGCCCCAAAGGGAAGUGGCUGGCCCGGGACAGCACCAACAACUAUGGGUAUGUGGCGGUGGAUCAUGUGGAGCUGGACAUCAAGGAGAUGCUUGAGCUGGGAAAGAAAGCCCGUAAGACCAGCAGCAAUGUCGUUGAGCCAGAUGCUGCCAACGCAGGCAACAGAGUCUCAAACCACUACCCACUAUCGGGAGAAAGCUUCGAGGACGACAGCGAGGAGUGGACCGGCGAUGAUGAUGAACCUGUCUCUCCUGCAAUCGAAACUGCAGAUCCCCUGGCAGCAUUAAGUCACACCAGGACACUGUCCAUGCCAGAGAUGCCAGACACAGCACACAAAGACCUGAGCAUAAACCACCAGCACAGUCACAGUGAUAUCAAUGCUGAUGGCUCACAUAUGCAAGCAAAACAUGAAGCACUUCAAAAGUUGGCAACAUUUUUCCAUUCACCCAAAGGGGCGGAGUCAGCUACCAGCAACGGCGACGCACCUACAAGUCCUGCGCAUGUGACGGAGGCAGCAGUGCAGAUUCCGAACAACAGCUCAACACAGGGAAUCGAUUUGGAUGAUCCGAUGCUCAUCCUACCUCCCCCUGACCUGUAUGCUGACCUGGGGUUGGAGUGACCAUCAUGCAGCACAGAGAAAAACCAGCCGGGUGGAACAGGAUUAGUUCUUCUUCACACCGCGACCGGUGUCACUCACCUGAUACUGGGACAGCGGCGUCAUCUUCUCGACUGUGACCUUUUUGACCUGGUGCAUCAGUGUGAUGGCUUACAAUGCAAACCGCCUCUGUAGGUGGCCUUCUGCUCUAUGAACAUGCGAGAGACAGUUUGGUGGCUGUGACUGACAUUAAACUUUGGACUGGGAGGAACUGCUGGUCCCAAGAAAGGAUUUACAGAUGCUGCAGCAUACACAGGGACACUGUUUUUGCUGCUGCCCUAAAAAAAAGAAAAAUGUCUGUAGAACUCCUGCCCUGCAUGUUGUAGAUAUUCGCCCUGCUUCAGCACACUUGCUUCAGAUGUGGAAUGAACUGGCUGUGUUGGAACAGGGAUACUUCUAAAACAUAGCGGACCAACUAGCGAUCACUAACAUAUCUAUCACCAAAAUAUUUAAAAUAAUAUAAAAUAUAGUUUAAAUUUGACAGUAAAUUGAGAACAGUAUAAUGCUUUCGGUUAAGAUACAGUAUUUUUAGAGUUUGACACCAGCCUGGGGAAUUACAAUAAACAUGCUGGGUCAAAGACGUGAACUCGUGUCUGAAGCUUAGUCUACAUACAGUAGUUAUAAUCAUUGAUAUACGUAUACUGUUUUUUUGUGACAGCGUUUAUGGAAAGAACAAGCAGCAAAUGAAUAUUUAAGUUGUCAACAAUGGGGUAUUUUCACAGCUUCACUACUUCCUGAAAAUAGCUGUGCACAUUCAUUUCCUGUCUUGCAUUAUUGGCCAAACUGAUUAAUCCAGGUGUGUCUGGUUUAGACUGCUGCAACAAGACACACCUGGAUUAAUCAUUUUGGCCAAUAAUGCAAGACAGGAAAUGAAUGUGCACAGUUAAUUUCAGGAAGUAGUGGAACUGUGAAAAUGGCCCAUUCUAAGAAAUAACCUUAUGCAUCUUACAAGUAAUGUGAUAUUUCUUAGGCUAUACAUGUGAACGUGACUCACUCUACUUUUAGUUUGUUUUUGCACCUCUUGAGUUUGAUAGAUUUAAAAACAAACUUAAAGACGAGUUAAUUUUUGAAAGAGUGAAUGCUGCCAUCAAGAAUCUGGUGCACAUCAAAUAAUCCCUGCUGCUGCUUGAUUGAAGCCGCUGUCUCUCUUUCCACAUGUCUGAUUAAAUGAUUUCCGGACUCGGGACACAUUCUUUAUUUAUACAAUCCCAAUUUAUUUACUGUCUCAAAUAAUUCAUACCAUCGUUUUUACAUUUUUUGCUAAAAUGCAGGUUUUCUCGCAUGUUUAUGUCUUAAAUCAGCUGCAGUACCAGUGAAAUAGGGGCUUCAGAUCUGAAUAUGGCAUUCCUAAACAGGCCAGAGACAAGUCCCUCCUUUGUUAAUUACAUAUAGAAAAUGAUUAAGUUAUGCUGAAAGUCCCAUUUUCCCUUGAACACAGUAAUGUUGUAGAUGUGAAGACAGUGAUGUUACUCACUUCACGUUGCUACAGCUGAUCUGUGGUUCUUGGCUUUAAUAGUGUGAUCUUAAAGUAUAAUAAUUUGGCCAUUUUUUCCUCAUGGUUUCAUGUUUGGCUUGAUCAGGAAACAGCACCACAAGUGUGAACAAAGCUUAAUACCACCUUUACAGCUAUCGAUUACUAGACAGGUUUUCUUCAAGUGUUUGUAUUAUUGUGCUUUUUUUUUUUUUUUUGUACACUGACACCUUUUUUUCUACUGUGUUAUUUCAUUUAUCAACAAUAUUUUUUUCUAACUCCUCUUGUAGAUUGUGGAGGAUAUAGUCACUCUCAAACAGUGUAUUUGCAUGAGAUAAUUUUUUUAAACUGUACUGAAUUAAGCAACAUAUAACAGAAUAAAGACAUUUGUGCUGCAUCGUUCAGAUUUGCACCUGGAGGGGAAAAUUUAUCCAAUAACUUUAUUUUCUUUACUCUGUUUAAAGCUAGAGUCUGGCAGGUGUCGCUGUUAUGUUUCUCUAAGUGUAAUACUGCCGUGCACACUGAGAGGUUGCAGCAGUAUUUAGUAUUAGCAAACAAAGAAUGAUUGUGAUUUUCACCUGAAGUCAUUUUCAAAUAAAAUGAUUUUGAUAUUUUAGAAUAAAGAGUAAAAGCAAAGUAAUGAUUUGUAAUUUUGUGUUUUUUUGUACAUGAAUUUGAAAAAUCUGCUAAGGGACAAAAACACUUUU